Molecule: messenger RNA, 591 nt
Organism: Desarmillaria tabescens
Lineage: Eukaryota; Fungi; Basidiomycota; Agaricomycetes; Agaricales; Physalacriaceae
Exons: 2
Coding region: 201-497 (98 amino acids)
Source: RefSeq, a predicted model, not a curated record
AUCAUCACCGAGGAGAUUGUUGACGAAACCGAUCGCUACGAAGAUAACGUCAAUAAGCGUCGUGCUAAGCGGCUGACGAACGCUGCUCUCAUGAAGGGAAUUGUCGAACGUCGCAGGAAUGCCUCGAUUUCCUCUCCUAUAAACGAGAGUACGCCAUUGUUAGGGAAGAAUCCCAAUCCUGAGUGAAUUACCAGCAGACCAUGAGACGACUGCUCUUUAUGCCUUCGUUCUCGUUCGCUUUUCUAAGUUGGACUGUUUGUUGCUGUCAUGAAUCCAUCUGUUCAGAGCAUCUGACGCCCUUGACCUUUCGUUCUUUUGCCACGCGAAGUCCAACCUUGUAUUUGUGUCGAAUGUUUGGAUUAUGCUUGCAAAACACUUGCUGGAUCGUUCAGGUGGACCAACAAGCUGCAGCGUCCAUUCCGGAAAAUGCAGUUUCGGGUGGUCCUUCUCAAGCUCUCUUUGUGUCAGGCUUUACGCUCGCCUUUCUAUUAAUUUAAAGACUCAGGCUUCUUGUUCGGCAACGUCCAUCUCAUACGACUGGACUGGGUAGGCCCAUUCUCCUCUCAACCCCCCUACUCCCGGAGCAGAAGG